Hydractinia symbiolongicarpus is the source of this 576-nucleotide messenger RNA. RefSeq lists its product as uncharacterized. The record is from RefSeq and is a predicted model, not a curated record. Lineage: Eukaryota; Metazoa; Cnidaria; Hydrozoa; Anthoathecata; Hydractiniidae. The coding region runs from base 1 to 576 and encodes 191 amino acids. The transcript is spliced from 2 exons.
AUGUGGAAACUUCGCAAAUGUGUUUAUGGUCUCUUAGAUGCCUCUCUUAAAUGGUAUCAGCAUGUCAAAAAUACCAUUUCAACACUUGGAGGGAAGGUGUCCCAUGUUGACCCAGCCCUUUUUACAUGGCAUAAAGAGAGUGUGCUAAUUGGGAUGAUAGCUGUUCAUACUGCUGCCACCUUAUUUGAUCGUUCUGAAGUUGAGAAAAUUCUUUCUUCAAAAGAACGAGAUGUUCUACAAUCUGAAAUUGGACAACUCUUGUGGGUAAGCAAUCAAACUCGACCAGACAUCAGCUUUAACGUAUCAAAUCUUGCAGUCAAUAUGGAAAAAUCAACAUCCAAAGACAUUGUCGCGCUCAACAAAGUCAUUAGAAAACUUAAAAAUGAUUUCUACGCUAUGACCUUCAAACAACUUCAGAAUCCCAUCAAAAUUAUUGUCUAUACAGAUGCGGCAUUUGGCAACCUGCCUGCUGGUGGAAGUCAAGGUGCUUAUCUCAUUUUCCUUGCUGAUGAAAACAACAGUUGUAUGGCAAUCAAAACAUCUCAAACGAAUUGUCAGAAGCUCGCUUGCUGCUGA